Messenger RNA from Anoplophora glabripennis (Asian longhorned beetle), 917 nucleotides. Its product is annotated as E3 ubiquitin-protein ligase RNF181. The coding region runs from base 271 to 714 and encodes 147 amino acids. Lineage: Eukaryota; Metazoa; Arthropoda; Insecta; Coleoptera; Cerambycidae. Gene Ontology annotation, molecular function: ubiquitin protein ligase activity. Gene Ontology annotation, cellular component: cytoplasm. The record is from RefSeq and is a predicted model, not a curated record. The transcript is spliced from 3 exons. Gene Ontology annotation, biological process: protein ubiquitination.
UUCAAACUCACUUCGGAAAAUUGAAAGAAACGCACAAUUAACUGAGUCAUGACGUCACAUGUGAUAUUAAUGUGAUUUUUCUUGCAAAAGGGAAGCAGUUUAUAAUUCUGUGAAUUGAGUGCAUAGACUUGAGUGUUGACUGUGAAUUGACAUUUUAACUUUAACUUUGAGGUUAUAUUUUUAUAUGAUUUGCAUUUUGCAGUUUGUCAUUAUUUAAGUGUGAAUAUCACGGUGAAACCAGUAAAUUAUAUUUUUACUUCAAUUCAAAAUAUGGCAGAUUAUUUUUCUGAAAUGGGUUGGGCGCCACUGGGCGAGGGAGAAGCUCCAAAUCAUUUAUUACAUUUAGCAAGAUUAUUUAGAGACUAUAAUAUGUUUGAGGAAUUAAAUGUGUUGAACGGCGAGAGACUACCACCUCCAGCGUCGAAAACUGUAGUUGAAACCCUGCCUAAUGAGCAAGUAUCAGAAUUGGGUUCACAAUGUCCCAUUUGUUUAAAGGACCAUGUUAUUGGUGAAAUAGCAAAAAAGUUACCGUGCAAGCAUUUAUAUCACAAUGACUGCAUCAUGCCUUGGCUUUCUAAAACAAAUUCUUGUCCUCUAUGUAGAUACGAGUUGCCUACUGACGACGAAGACUAUGAAGCAUGGAGAAAAGAAAAGAAAAGGGCUAAGGAGAGAGAGGCAGACAUAGAAAAUCUACACAACUCUAUGUUCUCUUAGCACAUUCCUGGCCUUUAAUAAUAUCUCAAAAAGGUUUUUAGCACAAUAUAAUUAAACUAAAUAUGUUUGAAAAAUGUUGAGCACCAUUCCUCUCAUUAAUAAAUAUAUAAAUUUCAUUAUACUUAUUAAUACCUAGUAAUUUUUUGUUAUAAACAUAUAAGUAUAUGGGUGUGUAGGACUUAGAUAAUAUAUUUUGGAUAAAU